AUGUCAAUUCCGAACUUCACUUUCGGUACCUCAAUCAAUACACGCGGUACAGGAAAAUUCAAACAAAAGCGUGAUGUGAUAGGCUUCCGAAUGCGUUGCAACAUUAGACGUAUAUUCACUUUCGCAUUUGUUGCGUUUGGCGCUACACUCGUACUUCUUUCCCUUCCUCGUGAUAAUUUUGGACGAGAAUGGGAUGAAGCACCAAGGUCAAGUGAAUCGCAAUUCUUAGCAGCGAACCGGCGAGAUUCAGGUUUACGUCCUGCAAUGGUUGGUCCGCAAAUGUCAUUCCAGAAACAGCCGAAUCCGCCAAGUUUAAUCCGAAAGGAAAUUGAAGAAGAUCCAUUUGACUUUCCGUCGCAUGUCAAUCGGGUUGUGCUAAACAAACUAUAUAAUUUCCUCAAAGGGAGGGAUUUACUUGCAAUGGCAGCAUCAGAAUGUCAUGAGAAUAGUACAUUAGCCGAAUAUUGGAUGAAAACUAAACAAAAAUCUGUCCCUACACGAGAUUCAUGGGAAAGAUUUUAUGCUCAGAUUGGUACAUGUGGUGUGUAUAGUGAUGAUAAAACUGUAGAUGAUCUUCUAACAGAUCUCAAUCGUGCCACAAUUAAAGCAGUUCAUAUUAUGGACGGUGGAACUCAGGCGAAACUUGUAUUUACGUUCGAAAAUGACAAACAAGCUGUUUUCAAGCCGAUGAGGUUCGGUCGUGACUAUGAGUCAGAUCCGAAUCAUUUCUACUUCAGCGACUUCGAACGCCAUAACGCUGAAAUAGCCACUUUUCAUUUGGACAGGGUUCUUGGAUUUCGACGUGCUGUACCAACAGUUGGACGAAUUGUCAACAUAACAUCGGAACUUUAUGAUAAAGCAGAGAAAAAAUUGAAGAAAACGUUUUUCAUUUCACCUGCAAAAAAUCGUUGUUUUGUGUCACGUUGCGACUAUUACUGUGAUACAACGCACGCAAUUUGUGGUUUACCCGAUCUUAAAGAAGGUUCGGUGCAAGUUUUUCUUCCGGACGAAGGCGUAGUUCCACGACGACAUAACCGAAGCCCGUAUCGAAGAACAUACUCAAAAAAGAAUCAGAUUGCUGAAUGGCAAUCUGACAUGAAUUACUGUACCGACAAAGUGAAAGUGAAGAAACAGUACGCUCAUGGUCGAAAGCUGUUGGAUCUCGUCGAUCUCCAUAUUCUCGAUUAUUUGAUAGGUAACCAAGAUCGUCACCAUUAUGAGUCGUUCGCUGUUUUCGAGAAUCUACCUUCCUAUGCGAUCCACUUAGACAAUGGACGAGCGUUUGGUAGAACGGAUAUCGAUGAUGACGAUAUUAUACUACCCUUACGACAAUGUUGUGUAAUUAGGCCAUCCACAUUAAACACGUUAUUACAAUUCUAUUCGCAACCACAAGCUCUCACUAAAACUCUACAUGCUUCACUCAUCAAGGAUCCGGUCGCUCCAAUUUUGGCCUACAAACAUUAUGUUGCCAUCGAAAGGAGAUUGGGAAAAUUGAUGGAAUUCAUACUAGAAUGUUUCAAACAAAAACCAGUUGAACGAAUUCUCAUCACGGAAUUCCACAAUGCUAAUGUUCCGGAAGCUAAUGUUGAAGAAGAGGAACGUAGCGAAGAGGAAACGGGUGAUAAAAAGGAGGAUAAAAAAAAUAGUCAUAUAGUCAGAUGA
This is a messenger RNA of Necator americanus (New World hookworm), 1662 nucleotides long. RefSeq lists its product as uncharacterized. Gene Ontology annotation, molecular function: protein serine/threonine kinase activity. The transcript is spliced from 14 exons. Gene Ontology annotation, cellular component: Golgi apparatus. The coding region runs from base 1 to 1662 and encodes 553 amino acids. The record is from RefSeq and is a predicted model, not a curated record. NCBI's taxonomy places the organism in Eukaryota, Metazoa, Nematoda, Chromadorea, Rhabditida, Ancylostomatidae. Gene Ontology annotation, biological process: protein phosphorylation.